Messenger RNA from Amborella trichopoda, 966 nucleotides. NCBI's taxonomy places the organism in Eukaryota, Viridiplantae, Streptophyta, Magnoliopsida, Amborellales, Amborellaceae. The record is from RefSeq and is a predicted model, not a curated record.
AUGCCAAGGACACAUGCUAAUAAUGCGAGCUCUAAUAACGAGAAUGCAGAAGCCCUUGGGGAAUUCCUCAAGACAUUGGGGGCCAUGACUCAGAUGAUGAAAGAUAGUAUGCCAGCCCCGGUUACCCCAACCCCGGAACAGACUGACAGUGGACUAAUAGAACGAUUCAGGAGACUAGCACCUCUGACAUUCCUAGGGCAUAGGGGAGUAGAAAAAGCAGAGCGAUGGAUAAGGCAAAUGGAAAAGAUAUUUGAAGUAUUGCCUUGCAGUGAUGAGCAGAAGGUUAGGUUAGGGGCCUUCAUGUUAGAAGGAGAUGCUGAGCACUGGUGGGGCUCAAUAAAACAAUCUUGGGAAAGGUCAGAGACAGAAGUGACUUGGGAAAAUUUCUUGGAAGCCUUCAAUGAGAAGUACUUCCCUGACGGGUGUGUUCUACCUAUAGACUUGAUACUAUUAGACAUCGAAGAUUUUGAUGUGAUUUUGGGCAUGGACUGGUUGUCUGCACAUUAUGCAACACUCUUCAGGCUGUUGGCCAAAGAAUGCGUUGAGUAUCUGGCUUACGUAGUGGAGAAUUGGGAUGGCCAGUCAAAGUUAGAUGAGAUACCAGUAGUGAGGGAGUAUCUAAAAGUUUUUCCUGAAGAGUUAACCACUCUGCCUCCAAUUAGAGAGAUAGAAUUUGAAAUAAAGGUGGUUUCUGACACUGCUCCCAGUUCUAAAGCCCCUUAUAGGAUGGCCCUAGCUGAAUUGAAAAAACUGAAGGAGAAAUUGCAAGAGUUAUUAGAGAAGGGAUUCGUUCGGCCUAGUGUGUCAUCAUGGGGUGCACCGGUUUUAUUUGUGAAAAAGAAAGAUGGGACCUUAAAACUUUGUAUAGAUGAUAGACUGUUGAACCAGGUCACAGUAAAGAAUAAGUACCCCUUGCCUAGAAUUGAUGACUUCUGUGAUCAGCUUCAAAUGACUCAAGUGUUUUAA